Messenger RNA from Coturnix japonica (Japanese quail), 5296 nucleotides. NCBI's taxonomy places the organism in Eukaryota, Metazoa, Chordata, Aves, Galliformes, Phasianidae. The record is from RefSeq and is a predicted model, not a curated record.
UAUAGAAGAGGGGCAGAGCGAGUUCAGCAAGCAGGAUGUCAGGGCGGCCCUUCAUCUUAUGUGGGGACGUCGGUGACUUCAUGUUGCGUCUCUUUGAGCACACACAGACCUCCGGGUGGCCUUUAGGCAGCGUUGGGAGCUGCUCCCAUUGGUGCUGAGCCGUGAUCAGCCGGGCUGAGAGUGGGAUGGAGACAAAGGAGAGCAGCCAGAGCGACAGAGGGGGGAGCUGCUGUGUGGGGCUGAAUGGGAGCUCAUCUAUGGGGAUAGGAGCCGCGUGGCUUUGGGGCCAGCGCUGACCCCGCAUUGACCGGGGUUUCUCUAUGGAAAGUAAAAGCUGCUGCUUGUGUUGUCACAGCUCUGCUCUGCUCCCAGCACCGCACGGUGAUUAAUUGUUCCAUCCCUAUGGACUCUUGCCUCAUUCACUCACUCACAGGCUGCUCCCGGGGAUCCCCUAUGGCUGACCUACAUUCCCAAAGCACCAUCUGAGUCCUGCAGUGCUUCCCAGCGUUGGGAUGCUCCCAGCUCUGACUACAAACAUCCCCAUCCCUGAAGCCUCUCGGCUCAGCUCUGUGCACAGCAGGGCUGCCAGGGUGGCACUGCUGCCUUUCUUUCCCCAUUCCUCUGCCUUUCUCGAGGACCAACCAUCCCAAACCUGUUACCCACCUCUUUUUAACCUCUCUUUUUUUCCCCCUUGUUCAGAUUUCAGCUUUUUAUGCUGCUCGGUGGUGUCAUUCCGAAGAGGGCCGUCUGCCUUCAAGAAGUCACUCACCCCAGAGAUGCCGGGUUCCUCAGGGCAGCCAGGCUCCCAGACGAUAAAGAAAGGGCACAGAGGAGUGGAUUCUACAGGUGAAACCACUUAUAAGAAGACAACGUCAUCAGCCUUGAAAGGCGCCAUCCAGCUGGGCAUAACUCACACGGUUGGGAGCUUGAGCACUAAACCCGAAAGAGAUGUUCUCAUGCAAGAUUUCUACGUAGUAGAAAGUAUUUUCUUCCCAAGUGAAGGCAGUAACCUCACCCCAGCUCACCACUACAACGAUUUCCGGUUUAAAACCUACGCCCCGGUGGCCUUCCGAUAUUUCCGGGAGCUGUUUGGGAUCCGGCCGGACGAUUACCUGUACUCGCUCUGCAGUGAGCCCCUCAUUGAGCUCUCAAACUCUGGGGCCAGUGGAUCCCUCUUCUACGUGUCCAGUGACGACGAGUUUAUCAUCAAGACAGUUCAGCACAAAGAGGCAGAGUUCUUGCAGAAGCUGCUGCCUGGCUACUAUAUGAACUUGAAUCAGAACCCAAGGACACUGCUGCCCAAGUUUUAUGGCUUGUACUGCGUCCAAGCCGGGGGCAAAAACAUCCGCAUUGUGGUGAUGAACAACCUGCUGCCACGCUCUGUCAAGAUGCACCUCAAAUACGACCUGAAGGGCUCCACCUACAAACGCAGAGCAUCCCAGAAGGAGAGGGAGAAGGUUUUCCCCACCUACAAGGACUUGGAUUUUAUGCAGGACGUCCCCGACGGCCUCUUCUUAGACUCAGACAUGUAUAAUGCUCUGUGCAAAACAUUGCAGAGAGAUUGUUUGGUCCUGCAGAGCUUUAAAAUCAUGGAUUACAGUUUGCUGGUGGCAAUCCAUAACAUGGAUCUGGCGCAGAGGGAGCACACGAUGGCAGACGGGAUGUCCCAGGCCGACACGAGGCGACCCGCAGCACAGAAAGCUCUGUAUUCCACUGCCAUGGAGUCCAUCCAGGGGGAGGCCCGGAGGGGAGGCACCAUAGAGACAGAUGACCAGAUGGGGGGCAUUCCUGCCCGCAACGCCAAGGGGGAGAGGCUGCUCCUCUAUGUCGGCAUAAUUGAUGUGCUGCAGUCCUACAGAUUUGUGAAGAAGCUGGAGCACUCGUGGAAGGCCCUUGUGCACGACGGGGACACCGUAUCCGUGCACAGACCCAGCUUCUAUGCUGAAAGAUUCCAGCGCUUCAUGUGCAACACAGUGUUCAAGAAGAUACCCUUGAAGCCAUCCCCUUCCAAGAAGAGCCGCUCUGGCACCGCGGUUCCUCGACGGAGCUGUCAGGGAGGAGUUCCUUCCCAGCUGCACGUGUCGUGUGAGGCAAAAGCACAAGUCACAACAGAGGCAGACGUGGAGCAAGGUUCCCACCUCGGUCGCCCGGAUCUCCUGCCCAGGACUCUGCCAGUGGAUGAAGCCAACAGUGAUUCCGUCGCCACCACUUUGUCCACCUCUUCCUUGGGCAGCGGAGGUCUCCACUCACCUGCAAACAGGUCAGUGGGCGUGCAGGUGCACAAAGCCGACAGCUCAGCAAAGGAUUGCACUAGGACUGCUGACUUCCUGUCUAGCUCCCCAGGACCGUCCGUCCCUGAGCACUCCUCGGAGCUGAGGGAGCAGCUGGAAGAGCUGCAGGAGACAGAGAUCAGCUUUUGAGGCAGCACUGAGCCAACGAUGGGAGCGGAUGUUCCGUGCUCUGCGUGGUCUCUGCGCUCCGAGGAGUGCUCAGCCCCGUUGCUGACCUUUUGUGGUUUUUAGUUUGUUGUUUUUUAUUUUGGUUUUGGGUUUUUUUGUUUUGUUUUGUUCUUUUCUUUUGAAGUAUUACCUGGAUAGAAAGCUGAGAGCCAGCAGAGCCAGGCUGCAAGGUGCAGGCAGCCGAGCAGAUUGGAUCAGCACAGCCCGCCAUGCACUGUGCUGCUACCUGAACCCAGCAGGGCCUGAGCAGCCAGCUGGGGGGAGAGGAGGAGGAAGAGGAGGAACUGCUUCAUGUGGUCCGAAGGCCUUUGGAAAAGGGAUCUGACUUCCAAGGUGUUCAUUGUUCAAUGCUGCCGCUGCAGAACACGCAGCCUAUGGGAGUUGUGUCCUCCCCGGGGCAGUUUUGACACGGAGCAACGGAGCAACGUGUUCAUCUUUUGUAUUUCCAACGAGUUUUUAAUGUCGGCGUCAGUUCAGCUGCAGCCCUUCCCCUCUGCAUUGCGCUGCACUGCAGCUCUGCUCCGUGUGACCCACAAGCGGGACGUCCUGUGGAGCUCUGAGCAGGAGAACCGCGUCCCCUCAGUGUCCCUUUGCGGAUGGAGAUCUCUGCGCUGAGCUCAGCUUUGGGAAUCCAGCACCAUUUGUUCAGCAAACAGCCACAACCCGGCAGCCCCGACAUUGGGGCUGAGCUGCAUUUUGCAGCUCAAACACUUGUUUUGGUUUUAUAUGCUAGGAAAGGAAGCGACUCCACCCUGCGUUCCCCAUGGGUUGGAAUCCUCCAUUGGUUUUUCUUCUUUUUAUAUAUAUCUAUAUAUAUAUAUAUUGGGGAACAAAAAAAAAGAAGCAAAGGGAUGUAUUUGUGCCCCUGCAGAGCAACACGAGGGGUUGCUGUGUGCAGAGGAAGCCAGGAAUGUGAUGGUGCAGAUGGGGGGGAUGCUUUGUGCUGCCAUUUUGGUGCCGAUUCCCUCCCAUCUCCCACCUGAUAUUUUUGUAAGGAAAAACAAAACCACCCUCUGAAAACAACCCCAAACCCAACCCCCAAACCCAACCAACCCCUUUUGGGAUGUUAUAUUUCUUAGCUUUGUUUGAAAAUACCCAACGGAAUGGCCUUAUUCUCUGGGUUAUCCAUACCCAGAACGGGGUUCUGCGGCUCCCGGUGCCCCCCGGGGCUGUCCCACGCCGACCCCGUCCAGCUCUGGGAGGAAGGUGGGCUCUUCCCCCACUGCUCCCCUCCCCUACAGCCGAAAUAACUGUCUAUAUUAGACGCUGUUCUUACCUUCCCUCCCAUCUCCUGUAAUGGUUCGGGUUUCUUGUUUUAUUAUUAUUAUUUUGUUGUUUUUACCAGGAGGGAAGAAAACCAAUCCUCUCCACCCCCCCUAUUCUUUUAUUCCUAUGGUUUAAUAUUUAUGAAGUUGUAUUUAAGUGGUUUUGUUUCGCUUUAUUUGUUUUCCGGGGUUAGUCAUACAGCAGUAGGGAGAUUUGGGGGGGAGGGUUGUUUCUAUAUGGGAACUUCUGACCUUCGCUUUGUAAUGGGUUUAAUGGAUUUAAUGGGUUUUCAGAACAACUGCCUUUUUUUUUUUUUUUUUUUUUUUUUUUUUUUUUUUUGCAUCUGGAAGUGGCGACAACCGCUGUUAAAAUGGCUCCUGAACCCCCCCGCGGGGCCCUUCUGCAGCGGGAAGGGCUGUGGGACCGUCCAGUGGAUCCUGGAAUCAGUUGGUGGAUUCUGGGAGCGUCCAAAUAGAUCCUAGGAACGUCCAAUGGAUCCUGGGAGCAUCCAAAUGGAUCCUGGAAUCAAUUGAUGGAUCCUGGGAGCAUCCAACGGAUCCUGGGAGCAUCCAACGGAUCUUGGAAUCAAUUGAUGGCUCUUGGGAGAAUCCAAUGGUUUUUGGAAUCAAUUGAUGGCUCCUGGGAAGCAUCCAGUGGCUCCUGGAAUCAAUUGAUGGAUCUUGGGAGCAUCCAAUGGCUCUUGGGAGAAUCCAAUGGUUCUUGGAAUCAAUUGAUGGAUCCUGGGAGCAUCUGAGUGGAUCCUGGGAGCAUCCAACAGAUGCUGGAAUCAAUUGAUGGCUCUUGGGAGCAUCCAGUGGCUCCUGGAAUCAAUUGAUGGAUCCCCAGCCUCAUCCAAUGGAUCCUGGCCCCCGAUGAUGGAUUCUGGGGCCAUCAAAUGGAUCCUAGCAUGGACUUAAGGAUCCUGACCCCAGCUGAUGGGUCCUGGCAUGGGUUAAUGGAUCCUGGGACCAUCACCUGGAUCCUGGGACUGCCCGAUGGGUCUUGGAAUGGGUUGAUGGAUCCUGCCAUCACUCAGUGGAUCCUGUCAUGGACUUAAGGAUGCUGACCCUUAGGUGAUGGAUCCUGGCACCACAUGAUGCAUUCUGGGAUCAUCAAAUGGAUCCUAGGGCCAUCUGAUUGAUCCUGGAACGGGUUGAUGGAUGCUGGCAUCACCCAAUGGAUCCCUGGCACAGACUUAAGGAUCUUAGCCCCAGGUGUUGGCUCCUGGCACCACAUGAUGCAUCUGACCCCAUGUGAUGGAUCCCAGCACCUUCCUAAUGGAUCCAGUACUACCUGAUGGAUCCUGGCAUGGACUUAAGGAUGCUGGUGGAUCCUGGCAUGGGCCAAUGGAUCCCAGCACCUCCUGACGGAUCAGGUCUCAGGUCAUGGAUCCCAACACCACCUGUUGGAUUCAGGCCCUUGUGGUCCCUUGGCACUGGGAAGGCCCUGUCCGUGUCCCCAUGGAGCUGCUCGUGCCGUGUUGUGGACGUUGUUGUGUUAUCUCUGUACUGUUUCGCCCUCAGGGCCGUUCUAUGGUUACCACGGCCCCCAAUACAGCGCGUGCUCCUGCA